Apodemus sylvaticus (European woodmouse) is the source of this 2071-nucleotide messenger RNA. RefSeq names its product T-box transcription factor 18 (gene Tbx18). The record is from RefSeq and is a predicted model, not a curated record. Bases 209 to 2050 code for a protein of 613 amino acids. Gene Ontology annotation, cellular component: nucleus. Lineage: Eukaryota; Metazoa; Chordata; Mammalia; Rodentia; Muridae. Gene Ontology annotation, biological process: somitogenesis; morphogenesis of embryonic epithelium; cell fate specification. The transcript is spliced from 8 exons. Gene Ontology annotation, molecular function: DNA-binding transcription factor activity, RNA polymerase II-specific; RNA polymerase II cis-regulatory region sequence-specific DNA binding.
UUGACUGCCCCGUUCCGGCUUCCUCCGAUCCCAACGCCAGAGAGAACGACUUAACAGCAAAUUUGUUUUUGCCCGCAGCUGGAAGGGGACAGAUCUCGGGAGGCAUCGGGAGCUGCGGAGCUUUUGGUGGGGCCAGGAGGGCGAGCGCGUGCGUGCGCCCCAGCCGCGGGUAUAUGAGAGAGGGGCGAGCGGGCUCGGGGCGGCGGGGAUGGCGGAGAAGCGGAGGGGCUCACCGUGCAGCAUGCUAAGCCUCAAGGCGCACGCCUUCUCGGUGGAGGCACUGAUCGGCGCCGAGAAGCAGCAACAACUUCAAAAGAAGCGGAGAAAGCUGGCCACGGAAGAGGCGGCGGGGGCGGUGGACGACGCAGGCUGCAGCCGUGGCGGAGGCGCGGGCGAGCACGGCUGCUCCGAGGCCGACGAAGAUGCGGCUGCUCAGCCGCCCGCAGUCAGCGCGGCGUCCGGGCCGGCACGGAGUUGCGGGGAUUCGGAGCGGAGCUGUGGCUCUCGAGGAGCUGCGGGCAGCUGUGAGGACGGCUUCCUGCAGGGAGCCUCCCCGCUGGCGUCCCCGGGAGGUUCCCCCAAAGGGUCUCCCAUACCUGGCCUGGCACGGCCCGGGACCCCGCUGCCCGCGCCGCAGGCCCCAAGAGUGGAUCUGCAAGGAUCGGAGCUCUGGAAGCGCUUUCACGAAAUAGGCACUGAGAUGAUCAUCACCAAAGCCGGCAGGCGCAUGUUUCCAGCAAUGCGAGUGAAGAUCUCCGGAUUAGAUCCUCACCAGCAAUAUUACAUUGCCAUGGAUAUUGUGCCGGUGGACAACAAAAGAUACAGGUAUGUUUACCAUAGCUCUAAAUGGAUGGUGGCAGGAAAUGCUGAUUCCCCGGUACCACCCAGAGUGUACAUCCAUCCAGACUCGCCGGCCUCUGGGGAGACUUGGAUGAGACAAGUGAUCAGCUUCGACAAGCUGAAGCUGACCAACAAUGAGCUGGAUGACCAAGGCCAUAUCAUUCUUCACUCUAUGCACAAAUACCAACCACGUGUGCAUGUCAUCCGCAAGGACUGUGGGGAUGAUCUGUCUCCAGUCAAGCCUGUCCCGUCAGGGGAGGGAGUGAAGGCACUCUCCUUCCCAGAAACCGUCUUCACAACUGUCACUGCCUAUCAGAAUCAGCAGAUUACUCGCCUUAAGAUAGACAGGAAUCCAUUUGCCAAAGGCUUCCGAGACUCUGGGAGGAACAGAAUGGGUUUGGAAGCCCUGGUGGAGUCAUAUGCGUUCUGGAGGCCAUCACUACGGACUCUCACCUUUGAAGAUAUCCCUGGAAUUCCAAAGCAAGGCAACACAAGUUCUUCAGCUCUCCUCCAAGGUACUGGGAACGGUGUUCCUGCUACACACCCGCACCUGUUGUCCGGUUCCUCUUGUUCCUCUCCUGCUUUCCACCUGGGGCCGAACACCAGCCAGCUGUGUAGUCUGGCUCCAGCAGACUACUCUGCCUGUGCCCGUUCAGGCCUGGCCCUCAACCGAUACAGCACAUCGUUGGCAGAGACCUACAACAGGCUCACCAACCAGAGUGGUGAGACCUUUGCCCCACCCAGGACUCCUUCCUACGUGAGCGUGAGCAGCAGCCCCUCUGUGAACAUGUCCAUGGGUGGCACCGAUGGGGACACCUUCAGCUGCCCGCAGACCAGCCUGUCCAUGCAGAUUUCAGGAAUGUCCCCUCAACUCCAGUACAUCAUGCCGUCACCGCCCAGCAAUGCCUUUGCUGCGAACCAGACCCACCAGGGUUCCUACAACACUUUCCGAUUACACAGUCCCUGUGCCUUGUAUGGAUACAACUUCUCCACAUCCCCCAAACUGGCUGCCAGUCCUGAGAAAAUUGUUUCUUCUCAAGGAAGUUUCUUGGGGUCCUCACCGAGCGGGACCAUGACUGAUCGUCAGAUGUUGCCCCCUGUGGAAGGGGUGCACCUGCUCAGCAGUGGGGGCCAGCAGAGUUUUUUUGACUCCAGGACCCUAGGAAGCUUAACUCUGUCAUCUUCUCAAGUGUCUGCACAUAUGGUCUGAUGGAGCCUUUAAGUUAAAUGG